ACGAAGGGUCUCCCGAUUUUACUAUAGCCGGAGACAGAGUCCACGGCCCAGUUGACAAACCCUUGAAAUCUCAAGAAAAUUUGAGCCAUGAAAAACCCGAGAUUGUAUAUAACACCACUGACGAACCUCCCGAAAAGUAUGAUGUAAACUCCAUCGAAGUUAGAAAGAUUUCAAGUGUUUUUCGGGGGAGGUCAUUAAUAGAAGAUCUGAAACUUCUACUAAAAUAUCAGAAGUAUAGCGAUCUGGAAAUAAUAUGUAACGAUAAUGUUGUUCUCUACGGAUGUAAAGCUUUUCUUGCCAUCCGUUCGGAAACCUGGGAACAGCUUCUUUUCAAUAAAGAUAAUGCCUUAUCCGAGAAUAAGAUUUCGUUUUCAAAGAUUAACUCAUCCGCCAUGAAGAACAUUCUUGAAUACAUUCAUAUGGGAGGAUUAUCGGAAAAGUCACUAACGGUUGAAAAUGCGAUCGAGACAUUUGCUGCCGCUGAAUACUUUCAACUUGAUGACCUACUGAAGAAUCACGUCAAUAAAUUUUUGGAUGAAAUUUGCAACGACGAUACAUCUGAUAACAAUAACGAGUCUCCUGAACUGUUAUCAAAAGUCGUUAAAAUGGAAUUCUCCUUCGCUGAAAGUAAACUUAUGGACAUGCUGAUUGAUUCAGUGUCUAGGAUCCCUCUGGAUAAUUUGGAUUUUGGCAGAUUACCCUUUGAAGCAUUUCAAGUUCUACUCACAAAAACUUGCAACUAUAAUAAACUGUUUGCAUCCAGUGAAUAUUCAGUAUUGCGCUAUUCUAUUUUACUGUCUGCUAAGGAAGUGUCAAACGAAUCCUUUUCUAUCUUAAAAGAAAGGUUACCAACAUGGAAUGAGCUUUGCAAUAACGGGUUUAUUCCGAUAAAUAAAGAUUUUAAAUUCGCGGACGACGUCUCAAGAAUCUCUAAAAACUUGGAGCCAUUGGUUGACAUGAUCGACCUUACCUGCAUUGACGGAAAAGUCUUGGCAGAUUUAAUUGAACCAUUAAAUAUAAUUUCAAGUGAUAAAUUAAUGAGCGCCUACAAAGUUCAUCUAAGAGGAAGCAUAUUACCAAAAUUUCGUGGAAUACAAGAUUCUCAAAUACUUGCUUCAAAAGACGUUCGAUGGGAUAUACACGAAUGUGAUCAAAAAAUCCAUCUAGAUAACGAUGGACAUGUAGCAUCUAUUAACUCUGAUAUAAGUUACAUUCAAAGGGCAAAAACAAAUUACGUGUUAGUCAGCGGAAUUCACGAAUGUAAAUUCGUAAUUGAAAAACUAGACAAGAGCGUAUGGAUUGGAGUUUGCUCUGAAUAUUGUAGACUAUCGGAGAACAAUGAAUGGACUUUGGGAUCAGACGGAUUUUGUCACCAUAAUGAUGACAGCAUUAAGUAUUUCUCAAAAGAAAUUGUAGAGGGAACCAAGAUUACUGUGCAUGUGGAUAUGGAUAAGAGAACAUGCGCAUUUUCCAUUAAUGGAAAGAAGCAUUCCCCAGUUACUUCAUGGACAGAUUUCCCAUCAAGGCUUCGCUUCGUUGCUUUGUUGCAUGGAUCAAGUCAAUUACUCAUAUUCUGCCCCCGAAUCAGUAUAAUCUCCCUUCUAUGCAAAUGUUUCCCGGUCGCGGAAGAUUUCUACUUCAAAAAGAAGUUCAUGUCAUCGAUGUCCGACCUGAGGGAUUGGGCAUUUGGAAGUAAAAGCGAUGUUAAUGAAUCCAAGAAAAGUUUGGUUUAG
Messenger RNA from Acaulospora morrowiae, 1733 nucleotides. NCBI's taxonomy places the organism in Eukaryota, Fungi, Glomeromycota, Glomeromycetes, Diversisporales, Acaulosporaceae. The record is from the annotation of a GenBank genome assembly.